AUGGCCAAGGCAAUGGAAGGGUCAUCUUCUCCCAAGGUAGGGAAGAGGAUGAUUGCACUGAAACUGCUGCUUGGUCUGGUGUUCGUGGGAUGGCUAAUGAUGUGGGUUAUGGUGCCCACAAGCACCUAUCGGAAAACCUGGCGACCCAAGCUGCUCUCAAAAACUAGGUCUACUUACUUUGGAAGACAAGGGGGCAGCAUGUUGAUUUUUACGUUCCCCAUACUCUUUAUUGCUGUUGUUGGUUGCAUUUACCUUCACUUGGAGCAGAAAAUUGGGAAUACAGACAGUGGUAGCUUAAGGCGUCGCUUGGAAGCAUGGAGCAAGCCUGUGCUCGUGAAGGGGCCUCUGGGAAUUGUUUCGGCGACAGAGCUAGCCUUCUGCUUGAUGUUUCUGGCACUCCUCAUCUGGUCCUUCUCCAGCUAUUUGAGUGUCGGCUUUGCCAAACUCAAGGCUCAGGGCGUGGAAUCGUGGCAGGCUAAGCUGGCGACUGUAGCUCUGCGGCUCGGGCUGGUUGGGAAAAUCUGCUGUGCUUUCCUCUUCUUCCCUGUAAUGCGCCGGUCCUCUCUCUUGCCACUCGUUGGCCUAAAAUCCGGGUCCAGCAUAAGGCGCCACGUAUGGCUUGGGCACAUUGUCAUGGUUCUCUUCACAGCCCACGGUGUUGGUUUUAUCGUCUUAUGGGUGGCCACCAAUAACUUGUCUCAGAUGCUGAAAUGGGCCAAUACAGGAGGAUCAAAUUUGGCAGGAGAAAUAGCUCUGCUAGCUGGGCUGCUUAUGUGGGCGACAUCUUUCCCUCGCAUUCGGCGCAGGAAGUUCGAGCUCUUCUUCUUCACUCAUCAUCUCUACAUCGUCUUCCUUAUUUUCUACUUAUUUCACGUUGGGAUCUCCUUUUUUUGCUAUAUUCUUCCCGGUGUCUACCUCUUCAUUGUGGACCGAUACUUGCGAUUUUUGCAAUCACGAAGCAAGGUCAGGAUGGUUUCUGCACGCCUCCUACCAUCUGAAAUAGUAGAGCUGAACUUCUCCAAGAGCCCAGGGUGUAGCUAUAACCCCUUGAGCAUAAUAUUUGUAAAUGUUCCAAGUAUUUCAUCACUUCAAUGGCACCCUUUCACCGUGAUCUCCAACAGCAACUUGGAACCGGAUAGACUAAGUGUCAUCGUCAAGAGAGAAGGAAGUUGGACCGACAAGCUGUACCAGACACUCUCUUCGCCCAUCGACCGUCUAGGUGUCUCAGUUGAUGGCCCAUAUGGUCCUACUUCAAUGAACUUCCUGAGGUAUGAUUCCUUAGUAAUGGUGAGUGGUGGCAGUGGAAUUACUCCCUUUAUAUCCAUAAUUAGAGAGCUCAUAUAUCGGAGCACAGCUCUUGACAGUCCGAUACCGAGUGUUUACCUGAUUUGUGCCUUCAAGACAUCUGCCGAUCUCACUAUGCUUGAUCUCCUCCUCCCUAUCUCUUGCAAUGCCUCUGACCUUUCCCGCCUGCAGCUUCGGAUUGAGGCCUUUGUCACAAGAGAGAAACCUUCUGCUUCUGAUGCUCAAAGGCAUAUCCGAACAGUUUGCUUCAAGCCACUCUCUUCAGACCUGCCCAUCGCCCCCGUUCUUGGGCCCAACGGAUGGCUUUGGUUGGGUGCAAUUAUCUCAUCUUCUUUUAUUGCCUUCCUUGUGCUCAUUGGCAUCGUCACCCGUUACUACAUAUAUCCAAUCGAUCAUAAUACCAAUCGUAUUUUCUCCUAUGCUACAAGGUCCGUCCUAAACUUGUUGCUCAUAUGUGUCUGCAUAGCUGCCACAGCUAGUGCAGCCGUUUUGUGGAACAAGAGAAGCAGCAGUAGGGAGGCAAAGAAAAUUCAGAAUACGGAUGCAUCGAUGCCGGGGACGUCACCUAGCUUGUACUUUCAUAAUGGAGAUCGAGAGCUGGAGAGUGUUCCUCAGGAGUCCAUUGUCAAAGCCACCAGGUUGCACUACGGGGAAAGGCCUAAUUUCAAGAAGAUGCUUUCGGAGCUUGAUGGCUCAAACAUCGGAGUGAUGGCGAGUGGCCCCAGUGUGCUGCGUCAGGAUGUUGCUGCCGUCUGUUCAUCAGGUCUUGCUCAGAAUUUGCACUUUGAGUCCAUUAGCUUUAGCUGGUGA
Messenger RNA from Phoenix dactylifera (date palm), 2115 nucleotides. The record is from RefSeq and is a predicted model, not a curated record. Lineage: Eukaryota; Viridiplantae; Streptophyta; Magnoliopsida; Arecales; Arecaceae.